CUCAGCCGGAGCAAUGAAGUCUGUUUGUAGUAUCCGUCGCAAUCAAUCGUGAAUAUAUAGGAAGAACAGGGAAGUAUUCCUGGUGUCCGUCUUCAUGGUAUUGGCACGACUCCGUGUUACGCUCGGUCGUGCUUGAGCUUUCGAACAACGGGAUAAGAGGCGUCACUUAGCUAUGAGAGUGUGUGAUGUCAACUUUGUAACACGAAACACAUCGCGGUGGAGUCAACAAUGCGACAUCAACGCGGACACGAGAAUGUUUGUGAACAUCACAAGAUUUUACAGAUGUGAAUGAAGCCUGCUGUGUGGCAAGGAGUCCUGUGGAAGAGUUCGGAGAGGUUGGUGGUCGUGUCCGCUGGGGUCAGUGCCGCUGCCAGCCGACAUCGCACACUAUGCCCUCGUUACACGAUGGACCCAGCGGGGGUAGGCGAGGAGGUGUGGCGGUCGGCAUGAACGAGCUUCAAGCGUGCCCGCUCGGUCAGCUCGUAGCGCCGGGAGAAAAUAUUUCUUCAGAGCUGUACCGCGGCACGGUGCUGGUGAUGUGGACCGACGAUGGUGCUAAGUGCCAGGAGGUAUUCGUUCGGCUGGACCGUGCAAAUCACCGGCUCUACUGGGAUGCAGUGGGCAGCAAGAAUCAACUGGACGUCGCACAGCUCAAGAUGGUGUUGCGUGGGCAGCUGCCCAAGGAGCCCAAGAGCAUCCAGAAGCAUUUCUUCAUAAAGCCCACCGAGGAGAAGUGCUUGUCCAUCUACUAUGGCAGCUGGCCAUGGUCGACACUUAACCUAGCAUGUCUGAACGCACCCGCCUCGGUGAUUCAAGCAUGGCACACGGGCUUGCGCUGUCUUCUCGAAGCGCUGCCUGUGUCCGUUCGACCGCGCUGCAUGCGGCCUGCGGGUGCUCAAGACUCGGCUGUGAAGAAACCUGACGAAGUCGAGGCGCUGGGAGGCCAUCACAUCAAGGCUCACUCUUUACAACUACCCGUAUCUCCUAUGCUGUUGGACGAGAAAUCUGCUGCACCGCCCAGCACAGCCGUAUCAAGGACACGGUGGUCCUCAUUGCCAUCGUCACCACCGCCAGUAGGAAUGUUCCCGUUGUCAUCCCUGACAGAACAGGACGAGGCUGCCGGGGCAGCUCCAGAUGCCGUUGGCAAGAAGCCCAACAAGCUGUCGCGACUCAACGCUACCGAAUCUCUCGGAGAUAACUGGAUUUUAAAUUACCAGCUGAGGUGUCUCUAUACUGAGCUUCUGCGCCGCCAUCGACUGCUGUCACCACUGCUUGCUGUCAGCUGCUUCUCUGGUCUGAGAGCUUGGAAAGCAGAGAAGGUUUUAGAUGCCAUAUUUGCGGAGAAUGUUGACAUUCUGAUGGCAUCCAAUCUGUCAGCAUUGUCACAGAGUAUAUCGUUCAAACUGUUUGUGGAGCUGUACAUUGGCUAUACAUUGCAUCGGCGUGAGGACGUGCGGCAGGUGUAUUUGGACUACGCUACGCGCAGUGGUAUACUGUGCCAGCAGUGCAGCAAAGCCAGCGUCUGGUGCAGAUGUAGCACUGUGGAUGGACUGGGCAACGUGUCCAAGAGCAGCACGUCAUCAUCACUAUCCUCAAGCAGUAGCAGCAGCUUAUCUGGCUCCAUGAAUCGCGACUACUUUACAAUGGCCUCCUCGCAGCAAGAGGAACGAAGCUCCGGAGGCUCUCCAGAUGCUAACAAGGGAUCAAAGAGAAGAAAGGAGGGCAAGAGAAGUGGCAGUGGAACUCUUUUGGGUCGGCGUCUUCGCAAACGCAGCAUUGGCACUCAAGCAGUAACGCCGAGCUCCGAUGCACCGGAUGUGGGAAUCACCAGUGAUGACGUCAUGGUUGUCAACGACGACGGCGAGGUGCGGGCAAUGAAGGCACGCAUGUCCCUGGACAUGUUCUGUGACCUUGUGCAGGGUCAGAGCGAGGAGGUCUUAUCGCGUGCCGAUUGCCUAGAGGUCGUUGUGGCAUUUUCCAAGAUGGGCUACGACGAGUCUGGCCAUGACUUCAGCUCGGACCAGCCGCCAGCGUGGAUCAGCAAGACUCUCUUCAUGCGAUACCUGAUGACCGAAGGACAAAUGCCAGUUGUUGGUCCAGGAAGUGACGAGGAGGAGAAUGACCUCAGCCAACCGUUGUCUCAUUACUUCAUUGCCACAUCGCACAACACCUACCUAACUGGACAUCAGCUGUUGGGAUGGUCCACCGUGGACAUGUACAUACAGGUUCUUCACACCGGCUGUCGGUGUAUUGAGAUAGACUGCUGGGACGGAGACCGUCAGCCAGUUGUCAAACAUGGCAGGACGCUGGUUACAAAGAUUCUAUUCGAGGACGUGAUCAUUGCUGUCAGUCAACACGCAUUCGUUGCUUCACCGUACCCGCUGAUAAUCUCCAUUGAGAACCAUUGCUCUCAUGGGCAGCAGAAAAUGAUGGCAGACAUGAUGGUCAAGUAUCUAGGCAGCGCUCUUCUCACGGAGAAGGAGUUUGAAGGCGGCGACCUCACACAGCUGCCAUCACCGGAGGAUUUGAAAUACAGAAUUCUCUUGAAGCAUGGGCGCAUGUCACCGGCCGAUUCUUCCCUGCUGCAACGAAGAGCCACGCAGAACAGCCCGUUGGCGCUAUCUCGUCUUCAGCACGGAACAAUGCCGCGCACUCCAUCACCCAGCACCACGCCAAGGCGACACUGCGAUGACUUUCCACUGACUGUUGGGAGUUCAGAGUCGGAGCUUCACACCAUCCACCUUUCCACGACAUUGCCACAGUGGCAGAUCAAUGGUGAAGAUGCUACCCUGGAUGCAGAUCAAAUCAUGCCGGCAACGCCACCCAUUCUCGCCACCACAAUUGGUAGGGACAUCAACGAGGCAGACAGCCCGCGUAUUCCUCGGGCACUACGCUCGCACAGCGCACAGCCCGCCACUCAUUCGGGCGGUGGUUCAAGCAGCUUGUUGGUUAGCACGAACAGCGGUGCUCUUCCAUCACUGGUGAUGAGCCCCGACUCACCAGGCCUUGUUCCACCGCAGCUCAACAUGCGCAGCCAUUCUCUACCACAAGCCGUCGACCCCAAGAUGCUACCUCACCUGCUGGACCAGAACAGAACGAGCACUUCGGACCAGCAGGGCUACCAGCUGCAACAGCCGCCGCAAGCACAGUUUGACUGUACGCAGCAGGACGGUGGCUCCAAGGCAGCCAUUGCACCCGAACUCUCCUGUCUGAUAUUCUGCAAGUCCAUCAAGUUCACUAGCUUUGAUGCUGCACAGGGUCCUUGCACCCAGAUGAUCUCUGUCUCCGAGUCCACUGCCAAGAAGCAUAUGAUCAAGGGCUACACGGCGAAAGUGCUCACCAACUUCAACCAUAGCCAGCUAAGCCGCAUCUACCCGUUCUACAAGCGCUUUGACUCGACCAACUUUCCGUACUGUUUGUACUGGAGAUGUGGAUGCCAUAUGGUGGCACUGAAUUACCAGACUCCAGACCAGCACCUGCGCAGUUACUUGUCCCACUUCAUGUGGCAUAGAAACUCCGGCUACAUUCUCAAACCGCAGGCGCUGCGGCCGCCGUCCACACCUUUCUUACCGCCGCCUUCGCUGACGGAGAGUCCCAUACGCAUAGCCAUCACAGUUCUAUCAGCACAGAUGCUUCUACCCACAAGUGCCAAUCCUAUCGUCGAAGUUGAGGUGUAUGGCAUCACUGAGGACUGCAAGAAGGUCUACAGUGGCCAGGCUCGACAAGCAGAGUCCUUCUCCACCUGGACAGCACGCGAAGGAAGCGUAGAAGUGAUGAUCAGCGCCCCCGAACUUGCAGCCAUUCAUAUAUCCAUCCACGAUGAACUGCAAAGUCCCACUCGUACGGCGAAGGCCAUUAUCCCGUACCGGGGCUGGCGCCAAGGUUACCGGCACAUCACACUGACACCGUGCACCAGCGGUCGCCAUGGCAGCUCACUGGGCGGCUCGCCGUCUCUGUUCCUUCACUCUCACGUCAGCACGGCGGUGCAGCGACGUCGCUCCCUGUCCAUGGUCAACCUGGGUACGGGCGUGCGGCCUGUCAUGGUGCAUGUCAGUCACAAUGGCACGGAGCACGACAUUCUGCUGGCAUUGGACAGAACUUGUACAGGCAAGAACAUCAUCGCAGCAGCUUUGGACAAGAUGGGAUGCUCGGUUAGCCUUCACGCAAGACAAUUCACACUGCUGGCUGCAGUGGACGGAUUAGAGCAAAUCUUCUCCGACAACGACUGCCCACUGCAGCUUGUUGAACAGUGGACAAAGUGUAAUGACAGCAGUGAGCUGUACAUCCGUGACACGCCAAGCUGGCCGCAGAGCAACACAGAGCCACCGCCCUUGUCGCAGGGCAAGCCUGCGGACGUGAGUGACGGAACUUCGACCGCAACCACGCCGCCAACCAUACCUGUUACUGCGCUUGUGUCAUGCAGCAGCUUUCUAGAUGGUCCAGAGUCCGAGAAUAGCGAAGAGCUGAUUGGCUGUCGGCUAAUGGAACUGCAGCUUUCUUUGCCUGAGAAUGCAACGUGCAGAGAUGUGAUGAAGAGAGUCGCUGAUCACUUGAACCGCUCCAUUCCCAAAGAUGACGUGCUUCAGCCGGAAGAGCUGUCAAUGCGUGUGGCCGGUGCUGGACGCAAUGGUCUGCUCAGCACGCUGCCUUUAGUGAAGCUAGACCCGAAAGGCUUAAUUGCCGAUGCUUGCCGUGACUCAGCGUACCGCUUCAGAGUGGAACAUGCGCCGAGGAAAGGCUCGUCUAGUCCUUUGUUUGGCACGCACAGCCAUCAGCUAAGACGCAGCACGGGCGAUCAACCCCUAAACAAGGGCAAGGUCACUCCACGUCCGAAGGUGAAACGCAAUGUCAAGCGCUGUAGCAGCAUGACUGCCAUUGAGCUCCAGGAGCUUGCAGCACCCGGUACUGGUAGUGGCGGCGGUGCAAGCAUUGAUCGCAAUUCCUUCGAUGUACUAUCACUGAUGCCCCGCCGGCCACGCAGUGCUGACAUUAACCUGCAAGACUUUGGCUCACCGCCAACCAAGGCAAUGGGACGCAAGCUGUCCAACACGUCCAUGGUCAUCCACGACGCUCUGAGUGGCUCACGUUCACCGCCCGGGAGUCAACCUCCAAGCGAGCCACCGAGCAAGCCGUCGAGUGAAACAACUACACCUAGUUUAUCACGUGACACGUCGGCAACGUCAGUAGAUGCUUUGGCUGGCGAAGAGUCAAACCUGCUGGAGAGAGCUGUGCGCUUGCAGUCACGAAGAAAACGCCGCACCUCACCUAUCUGUGAUGUUCGCUCCGACAUUUGCAAGAACUACCUGGAGAGAUACUAUGAGCAUCUGUUUGCUCGCAUUCAGCAACAGGAACGAUCGAUAUGUAAAGACAAGCCUGAUGGCGGCACCGACAACCAGCCACAGUCAACAAACGUCUCGCCAUUGGACAUUUCUGAAAACACACAAACUACAGCUUCUGGCCAACAAAAGCCACAGGGCAAGGUCCGCACGAGGAAGAAGUUCCGAUUGCGAAGUUCCACGGUAAGCAGCGCGAACCCAGCAGAACUCAUGGCUUCCAGUAAGAAGCACGCGCUGAGCCGAGCGCCAUCACAACCUAGCAAGAAGGGUCUCUUCAAGAAGAUUGCAUUCCCUACCAGGAUGACCCGCCGUGAGAGUGUCAUUAUCAAUGACGUCACAGACAGCAACCUGCCGGGUUUGCUUGCACUCUCCAGUCAAGUAAAUGAAGAGGAAGAAGACGAGGAAGAAGAUAUUGACAGUGCCAAAGAGGAUAUCAAAGAAAAUAAAGAGAAGGAGUCAGAUAAAGUGGAGAGGCUAGCCGUACCACAGCUGCCUGCCCGUAGAAUGCGCCGCAGAUCCCUGUCAUGCAGUGAUUUCUUCCCAGCCGGUUGUCCCGUCAGUUCGCCAAGCUCCGAAGUGCGGCGCUUGGAGUCCACGUCUUCGGCUUCGCUGAGCGAGGAUUUAGAUCAUGAUCCGCUGAUUGUUUCCAUGCCAGGCUCUAGCAGCAAUGAAAGUGAUAUGGACAACGUAAGUCUGAUGGGUAGCUUGAAUGAAGUGUUCGAAGGAGACGCAAACGGAUCAGGUAGUUCCCAAGAGCAGAACGGUAGCAGAGUUGAACCUGCUGCCAUUGAAGCUGACAGUGGUAGAAACCAGGCUGCCAGUGCACCAGGCGUUCACAGAAAGAUAGGUGUCAUGCCGCGGCUGCCACACACUGCACUUGCAGCUGCUCCUGAAUUGGGCAGUCGAGUGGCGUCGCAGCCUUUCGACCUGUCUCGCUAUCAGAGAACAAGACGUGGUUCCACUGUCAUCGACUGGGAAGCACUGCAACAGCCGCAUGAGUUUGUGGAGGAGAACAAAAAACGGCUGCAGCAAGAGCUGCGUGGCAUCGAGAGUGAAUUGACUUCCGACGAUGGUGUCUCGGUCGAAGUGAAGGAGAAGAUCCUGGAGAAGCGCACAUCUCUGCAGGAAUUACUUGACGAGAUGGAAAGCUUGUGUUGAGAACUGCAGUGACCACCAGUGUUGCCUACUGCUGCCCUCUUCUGUUGAAAUAAAGAAAGUUCGCAGACCGAGCCUAGAUGCCAGCAACAAUCAUGUGGCAAGUAUUCUACUCUCUGUGCUUCUGCAUCCUGACUCAACGUACAUGCACGUGUCAGGUAUGUGGUACUUGCUCCCAGCCCAGAUCUACUCACAAUUUCAAUUAUUGCUAGCUCUAAGUAACUAAGGAACUUGUCCGCCAGUGUAACACUGCUGUUCUUAUACUGUUGAGACAUUGUUUAACCCGAUGAUUUUAUAAGGCAUACUCCAGUCAGAAUCGCUGCUGCUUUUGGAGCUCAUAUGCAAUCUGCAGAGAAAACACGACCUGUGCUGUGUAGUCUUUUGUGAACUCAGGAACGCAGCACAGAGAGAAAUGAGGCCAAAACCUUGUAGCAAUGAGAUUGAGCAUUCAUAUUAUACUGAAGUAUUUUUUUUUAAAGCAAGGCAAGCACGGUUCAUGGCAAGUCACCGUGCUUGCCUUUCUAUUUUUGAUACUUGGUUCAGCUAGGGUUUUGGCUAUUUUAACAUGCUAUUCAAAUAAUUUUAAACGAUAGUGCUGCAUGUUUUGAGAUUGGGACUGUAUGCCAUGCUGGAUCAUGGCUAUAGUAUACUAGUGGUUAUGUUCUGAUUGUGCAAUUCUGUUGGUGGUGAUGAGAAUGUGUGUUCGUUUCA
Messenger RNA from Sycon ciliatum, 7202 nucleotides. RefSeq lists its product as uncharacterized. The record is from RefSeq and is a predicted model, not a curated record. Gene Ontology annotation, molecular function: phosphatidylinositol-4,5-bisphosphate phospholipase C activity. The transcript has 21 exons. Gene Ontology annotation, biological process: release of sequestered calcium ion into cytosol; lipid metabolic process; phosphatidylinositol-mediated signaling. The coding region runs from base 390 to 6494 and encodes 2034 amino acids. NCBI's taxonomy places the organism in Eukaryota, Metazoa, Porifera, Calcarea, Leucosolenida, Sycettidae.